Perca flavescens (yellow perch) is the source of this 6525-nucleotide messenger RNA. It is a transcript of the gene arhgef5, whose product is annotated as Rho guanine nucleotide exchange factor (GEF) 5. Gene Ontology annotation, molecular function: guanyl-nucleotide exchange factor activity; protein binding. Gene Ontology annotation, cellular component: cytoplasm; nucleus. The record is from RefSeq and is a predicted model, not a curated record. Gene Ontology annotation, biological process: intracellular signal transduction; activation of GTPase activity. The coding region runs from base 639 to 6131 and encodes 1830 amino acids. NCBI's taxonomy places the organism in Eukaryota, Metazoa, Chordata, Actinopteri, Perciformes, Percidae. The transcript has 15 exons.
UUAUUUUUAUGUUAGGCCUACCUUACCUGCCUGUGUGUAUUGUGCAGACACACCCGGCUACUCCAUAUAUCAACCAAUCGUUGCUCCAAGACAGACACCAAGGUGGUGUACUUCCUGUGUUUCGCCAGAGAAUGGGGCAGGAGAGAGUUAUGUAGUUUUUGUUUGGGGGGGCUCCAUUCCACACACAGGCGAUCACGUCGGCAGCAGAGGGGAGGGAAAAGGACUAAAGUAGUGGACAGACUCGACCGAUUUUUUAUUUAUUUAUUAGAGAUCUCCCUGUUCAGCAACAGCCACGGAGAGAGCAAGACAGAGAGAAGGAGGGGAGCGAUAAGUGUCAAUCUGUUGAGACUUGUUUGGGAAUUUCAAGAAGGAGGGGAUCGAGGCAGCAAGAGGGAAAAGCAAGUAGAGCUCAGGCGUAAACAUUACGUUUUCCACAACAUUUUAAAUAUUGAUAGAAUAAGGCAGUUGUGAUUAAUUUGAACAAAAGGAGUUCAUUCAAUGUCAACUAGACGAUGUGUAUACAGGGACUGGAUUAUUGUGUGUUGUGCAAUGCUAUGGUUUUGAGCUGAGCUGGACCUGGGGGGAGGCCACAGAUCUCCCCCAGGAAACAACAUUCAGGUUCUCCAAAUUAUGCUACAAUGGGGACGAAAAGGCCCAGCUGCACUCUCUUUGACACUUUAUCUAACAUAAACACAUCUGACCGCAAGCUUCAGCUAGGUGGAAAAAUCUCCCGGGAUCCAAGUCCCAGGCCAGCAAUGACUGCCCAGUCGGAGCGAGAGAGAGACAGCAACCGAGAGGAAGACAGGAGGACGGACAAAUCAAGAUACAAAGAUAUGGACCCACGGGAUAGAUACUAUGAAAGAGACCGAGCUCCUGCACCCCGGCCGAGGGAGGGAGAAAAAAAGUGGAGGGAAAGAGAAAGGAGGCAGGAAGAUGACAGAAAUAGAAACGGGAGGCUGCUGUCAAAUCUAGAGAAGUUGACCAUGAGGGAGGUAGAGAGAGGGAUGGAGAAAGGUGGCACAUUUCCCAGAAUGAGAAAAAACAGUGCAGAUCGUGGCAAAGGAAUGGCGUCUACCACUGAGAUGGAGGAAGAAAGAGGGGCAAGGAGACAAAGAGAUAGGCAGAAAAGAGUUGAGACAGACGACUGGGAGCAAGAAAGAGAGAGGGUACGACAGAGAGAGAGGCGCAGAGAGAGGGAAAGAAAUGAGAUCCGAAGCAGGACAAAGGAAGAGGGAAAAAACACUGGAGGAAGACCUGUAGAAGAUGAGAAAUCGCAAAAGAGGGACAGAUAUGAGGAAUCUGGUUUUGGUUUUCAAGACAGGAGAAGAGAAGUGGGUGAUCCAUGGGACAGAAGAGAGAGGGAUACAGAUAGAAAAAGAGAAAAGCCAAAGUCUAACAUGAGAGAAAGGGAGGCCAGGUUGCCUUCUCCACACAGGACAAGAGACCGAGAGAUCUACCCAGAUUGGAAAGAGAGGGAAAAGGCGCCAAUGAGAGAGAGAAAGAGGGACACAAGGAGUGAAGGAGACAGUGAUGAGAGAGAGCUGAAGAGGGAUAGAGUGAGAUACAAAGAGAGGCAGGAGUUGACAUAUCAACACAGCAGAAGUGAGGGGGACAGUACAGGCAAACCACUGAGGGAGAGAGAUCAAGAUAGGCAAGGACACGGGGAAGAGGACAGGCAGAAAUACAGAGACAGGGACAGAGAAGUGGACCGAUCCUGGAGGAAGGGAGACGAGAAAGAUAGAGAGAGGUACAGAGAGUUUGACAGGAGAGCAGCAAGGGAGGGAGACAGAUGGAAGGAAAGUGUGAGAGACUUGAGGGAUGACAGGAGAGAGGAAGACCGAUACAGAGAGCAUGAGCAGAGGAGAGGCAGGGAAACAAAGGAAAGACAGGCCGAUCUUAGGUGGGAUGAUAAGACAGGCAGAAGCAGCCGAUCCCAGAGCGAGACAGCCCCUAGGAUGCAGCCACGAGCCCCAAGCAGCGGAGAGCGUAGCAGCAACAUGGACAAUGAGAUGAGAUCUCGAAGAGCCAGAGACAGUUAUGAAGAGAGCCAAUCAGGGAGAGAGAACACUGCUGAAAGUGACAGAGACGUACAAGAACAGAGAAAUUCAGCUGCUGAAAGCAGUCAUAGGGAGCAAAAGCAAGACAGAGGAGAGAAGACGGAGAAGCCGAGAAGGAUGUGGUUAGAGCCACAGAGGGGCAAGAAUAGUAAAGACGAAUUUGUAAACAGAGAGAGACACACAAGGGGGAAAGAGAGGAGAGAAGAAGAGAGGAGUAUGGAGUCACAGGCUGAGUGGGAAAGAGAGGGGCGGCGAGUAAAAGAGGAACCAGAUGAGAAGUACUUGGACCAAAGCAGUUACAGAGGAAGGCAUGAAGGGGGAACUCAGCAGAGGGGAGACAUAGAGAGAGAGACAGAGGGUGUAAGUGUAGAUGGAGAGGAGGUGGGUGAAGUCUGGAGAGAAGAAGAUAAGAGAGGGAAGGAACAUCUGUCUGACAGCGAUGGAUGGAUAGAUGGAAGCUGGCGGAGGGAUGCAGAGGGAGAGAACGUGACAGAUAAGACAGAGGAGAGUGACAGAGAGGAAGAGGGUGGAAGCGACUAUUGGGCCCGCUCCGAGAGCGAAGGAGGAAGUGAUACAGGGUGGAGGCAGGAGAGAGACACAAUGCUGUCAGGAGAGGACGGCUUUGUGACGGUGUCCAGCGGCGGAGACGAGGAGGAUGAAAAAGAGGAAGACGAGGAAGAGCAGUUUGUGGACUGUCAGGAAUUUUUGGAAGGUGGAGUUACAUACGAUGGCCUCUCACCUGUUUCCAUCAAGGGGUGUGAUGGAGAGAAGGAGAGGGAAGAGGAAUGUGCAAUGGGAAAGGAGGAGGCGGUUCAUGAAGAGGAGGAUGAUGGAGGGAGGGAGAAGCCGCCGACAUACAUCUUCUGUGUGAUUGGGCAAACGUUGCCCCGGUCAAUAACCAGCAGGAUGUCACUGUCACAAGUUGAUGACACUGGAGGAGUGGAAAGAGACAACCCAAAUAUAGAAAGUCGUCAUUGCAGUGAUGAGGCCACACAGCAACCUCAUGAUGACCUGCAUCCGACACGGCGUAUAAAUGAUGAAACCCCGAUCAUCUACAACCAGGACACCGAGAGCAAGAGUGAGUGUGACGUGCCAAGGCCAGCCGCAGGAGAAACAACUGAAGUGCAUAUGAGAUACAGAGCAUCGUCAGAGCUUCACGGAGAGACUGGAGAGGGAGUGAGGAGUGAAGUGGAGCACCUGUACGCCGAAAUAGGGCCGAUAAAAAGAGACUUGCGGACUGAAAAACUCCUCGUAGAGUGGAGAGAGAAAAAUAAAGAAGAGGUGGAAGUAGAGAGGGAGCAAUCUUCGCCAAUCCCGAGUAAUCCUUAUGGUGAUGUUUGUCCUCAGGUGAAUUUUGAACAAAUUCAACCCAUCUUGGAAGGGAGUAACACCAGAGCAAUGAGUCCAGAGGAGGUGGAGGCCAUUCGGAUCCGACUGAGCGGGUCAUGGAGCAUGUCCGAGGAGCCUAAGCGGCAUUCCCAAGCCCCCCACCUUAAAUGGGCCAAAAAUGUGGUGCAGGAGAUCCUGGGACGCUCAGAGGAACAUACUGUUGAUGAACCUAAUGCAGAGGUACGAGGGUAUCACGGGGUCGACCAGUCCGAGACCGCGAUCAAGAACGACAAAUGGCAGGAGGAGGCUGCACAAGGGACUGGAGAGGUGCCUGUUGUUAAGUCGAGAACAGACGAACAGCACAUAGAGCCAGAGCUGGAGGAGGAAGAGCUGUUGGAGGUGGAGGGAUUGAGAGGUAUGGGGCAGAGCCAAGCCGACAUGCAUGCUGACCAGUUCACAGCUGUGCAUGGUGACACGCCUACAUACACUCAUGCUGACACAUUGUUAGACACAGAAGGGAAGGAGGAUCACAGUAUGGACAAAGAGACUGAGCCGUUUGGUCACACUCAGUUAGAAAAGUUAGCCAUAGAGGGGAAAGUUAGUGAAGAGGCAGGGGAUGAGGUUAAAUUAUCAGAGAUAGAGAAAAAAGCAAUAAUAAAGGAGGAGGUAGAGAUGUAUUUAUCUGUGAGCAACACACUGUACAAGCCCAACAGCUGCCCCAUUCUGAAUUAUGACAGUGAGUCUGACCUGCUUACUCCUUCCAGAGAGGGUGGGGGCCAGGAGUUGGAAGACAGAAUGAGUGGAAGUGAAGAAGAAAGGCAGAAAGAUGAGCCAGAAGAGAGGAGUAUUGCAGAGAAGGUGGGAAAGGGAAACGAAUUGGAUAGUAGAAAGGGAGAGGCGAUGGCAGAAAGUAAUAUAGAACGGGGGACUUUGACGAGCAGUUUCGGAGAUUUGGGUCCGGAGGCUCGAUUACGACGAAGGGGAAUCCGUAAAACCACUGAAAGAAGAAAUGGAGAGCUUUUUGAAGUGGAAGAAGAGGAAAAUGCUGGAAGGGAUCGCAGAACCAGAAUAUUCUCUACAACAGAUGAUGAGGAUGAUCGAAGCAAAAGCUGGGGAGAAGUAGAGCUGAGGAACGCCUUGGACACAAUCGACAGACGAAAAAGGAAUUCAAGGUUUUUCAAUGCUGCCCAGCUCUACCAGCAGUACAGCGAGGCCGCCCAAAACUUUGAGAUCCUUCGUCAGGCUCGUUCCGAUAUUUUCUCGUCUCCUGCUCCCUCACCCCCUCCUGCCCGCAGACCUCUUCCUCCAAUACCUCCUGUCCCGCACUCCCACUCCUUGGCCAACACAGGCUCCAUCACCAGUGUCAAAAGCUUGCCUCUCCCUGAGCCCCCCAAGAGUGAAGGCAGGCCUUCCUCCCCACGUCUGUCCAUCUCUCUCACACAGUUUGCCACACUGUGGAGGGAGCUGCCGGGGGUCAGGAACAGUACUGAGCUGGAGGAGCUCACAGAGGACCAGAGGCGACUACAGGAGGUGAGAUUCGAGGUAGUGACCUCUGAGGCCUCCUACUGUCGGAGUUUGGACAUUGUUGUUGAGCAUUUUGUCAAGUCCAAACAGCUGGGGGCGCUGUUGACUACUCAGGAUAGGAACUGGCUGUUUUCGCGGCUUGCUGAUGUUCGUGCCAUCAGCCACAGUUUUUUAUCAAAGCUGGAAGAGCAGGUGGAAUCAGACACCAUACACUUCACCGUGUGUGAUAUCAUUGCUCAGCACUGUCCGCACUUCAAAAUGGUUUAUGUGCCCUACCUUACCAACCAGUCCUAUCAAGACGCCACCUACCAGAGACUCAUGAAUGAGAAUUCAGGGUUCAGACGGAUUGUGGAGAUGUUGGAGAGGAGUCCUGUUUGUCAGAGGCUUCCUCUUCGUUCCUUCCUCGUACUUCCCUUCCAGAGGAUCACAAGACUUAAGCUGCUAGUCCAGAACAUUGUGAAGAGAACAACCCCUGGUACUGCAGAGGCGACUCAGGCCAUCAAAUCUUUGAAACUUCUGGAGAAGCUGAUUCAAGAGAGUAAUGACAGCAUCACUCAGAUGAAAAGCAUCGAGUCGUUGGUCUCUCUCAGCGCUAAGGUGGACUUUGUGUGCAGGACUCUACCUCUGAUCAGUCAGUCUCGGAGGUUGGUGCGGGAAGGGCUGGUCACUGAACUGAUGGAUUUCUCUCUAAAGGAUACAGAGAGGAAUAUCUAUUUGCACCUAUUCAAUGACUACUUGCUAAUUUCACUACAAAAAGAAGGGGGACGGUUCACAGUAAUAGACCACUCUCCUGUGUCAGACCUGCGUGCCGAGAACUGUCGUGUCAAACUUCACUCCCUCCAGAAGAACCUGUUCCGGCUGCACAUGACACAAAAAGCCCUGCUGCUACGGACUGACACGCAGAGUGAUAAGCUACGUUGGAUAUCCGCUCUUUCCCAGCCGCAUCUUGAAAUAGAUUUUUCUGCUGCACAAGAUUUUCCACAGAUGCAGUGUAUCCGAGCUAUUGUUGCCCAGCAGCCUGAUGAGCUGUCGUUGGAAAAAGCUGAUAUCAUUCUUGUGCACCAACAAAGCAGUGACAAUUGGGUAGAGGGGACGAGACUGUCCGAUCGGCAUCGUGGAUGGGUGCCCAAGUCAAAUUUGGAAAACAUAACCAACUCCAGAGUCCGGCUACGCAACCUGUCAGAUGCCCUUACACUGACAACGGCCACAGCUGCUGUUUAACCAGGACACUCGGACUAAACAAAGAGACAUCCUGGACGCACCGUAAAGGAUAAGACUCUGUUGUUUGCUUCAAACUGCUGGAAAUUGGACCAUGGACAUUCAGUGUUACAAAUGGGGAUUUCUACCAUUGAAUGGCUCACAAUCGUGCAGCAACUGAAAUGCUAUAACCUCUAAAUGUAGUAUUGGGUCUCACUUGUUUCACUCGGUGGAACAAUAUAUUGCCAUUAGAGCAAUGCGUGGACUGCUGAGGUCUACCUUAAAGACAUUAAGGACAUUGUGGCCCUAUUAACUGUUAGCAACAGUACAUUGUGUGAUGUAAUACAUCAAAAGACUUGGGUUUUUAAGAGAAAAUGUUUUUAAAGGAACACGCCGACUUAUUGGAAAUUUAGCUUAU